AUGACUAGGCCAAUUCCACCUACGUUCUCUCGCCGAGAGAGCAUGUCCUUGAAAGAGUCCAAUAGUGUUCGACCGUCUCCUGCCGACCUCCCACAGCUUUCGAUUCCGUCUCCAAAGACAUUAACCUUAAGCGCCCGGCGGCUAGAGACACCCAAGACUCCAGAAACCCCACAUUCUCUCACCUCACCUGAGCUUCGCGUGGUUGACCUGACAAAGUGCGUCAAGACCGUUUCGAAGGAGGCUGAGGCACACGGGGGCUUUUCGGAUAUCUACAUCGGAGAGUGGGAGCGUGUACGUGACCCCGAGGAGGAUGAAUCUGGGGGCAGUACGGUGAUGACGGUUGCUGUUAAGCUACUUAGAGUUCUAAGUAAGCAAGACCAAGACGGCGUAAAGGCCCGAAAGCGGCUGAAUCGCGAGGUUUUCGUUUGGCAUCGUCUCGACCAUCCACAUAUUGCCAGAUUUUUCGGUACUUCAUACCAUAUGGCUGGACGACCCGCAAUGGUGAUGCAAUGGUACAAGAAUGGCAGUGCCAUUGAAUAUCUGAAAUUCAAAAACCCAGACGCCGAUCGCAUGAGCUUGAUACGGGACGUUGCCAGAGGUCUGACCUACCUCCACACUUUGGAAAAACCAAUCGUGCACGGUGAUCUCAAAGGCAAUAAUAUACUGAUCACGGACGACGGCCGUGCCGCCUUGAGCGAUUUCGGCCUCUCUCAGGUCAUUGACGACCUCAUGGGGCCAUCUGGGUUUACUCCUUCUUGCUCUGAAGCUGGACCAGUCAGAUGGCAAGCUCCUGAGUUCCUGGAGGACGAUAACUCUCGGCCAAAACUGUCUUCGGACGUCUGGUCCUUUGGUUGCACAGCCUACGAAUUAUUAACUGGCAAUGUACCGUACCGGCAUCGCUUACGUGACUUCUUGGUCAUGCAGGAUAUCAAAGCUGGGGUCAAACCCGCGCAGACUGAAGAUAUUCCUAAUUGCCAGAUGGCCAGCAUCCUAUACCGCUGCUGGUCAUAUUCCCCCCUCGAACGACUCACCAUGUCUGAGGUAGAGGUGGAACUAGAUGAUCUACUGGCGGCUUUAUCAUGA
Molecule: messenger RNA, 1083 nt
Organism: Pleurotus ostreatus (oyster mushroom)
Lineage: Eukaryota; Fungi; Basidiomycota; Agaricomycetes; Agaricales; Pleurotaceae
Exons: 6
Coding region: 1-1083 (360 amino acids)
Biological process (GO): protein phosphorylation
Molecular function (GO): protein kinase activity; ATP binding
Source: RefSeq, a predicted model, not a curated record